Messenger RNA from Fusarium vanettenii 77-13-4, 2226 nucleotides. RefSeq lists its product as uncharacterized. The transcript has 4 exons. Gene Ontology annotation, molecular function: DNA-binding transcription factor activity, RNA polymerase II-specific; DNA binding; zinc ion binding. NCBI's taxonomy places the organism in Eukaryota, Fungi, Ascomycota, Sordariomycetes, Hypocreales, Nectriaceae. Gene Ontology annotation, biological process: DNA-templated transcription; regulation of DNA-templated transcription. The annotation marks the transcript as partial. Gene Ontology annotation, cellular component: nucleus. The record is from RefSeq and is a predicted model, not a curated record.
GAUGCGAGUCUCGCCUGCAACUGCUGCCGAAAGCGCAAGCUUCGAUGCUCCAGAGAGACUCCAGCAUGCGAGCACUGCCGCAAAACAGGAUAUGAAUGUGUUUACGAGUCAAAACGUGCAAAGCCUGGAAUGAAGACUGGGGCGGUUGAGAACAUACACAGAAGGCUUGGUGAGUAUUGGGUGAUGCAGAAGCUCACUAAACGGUCCCUUGCUAGCCAACAGGAAGCUCUCAGUAAACUGCAAUCCGAGGCGGACUCCAGUGGUGACAGAAGUUCUCAUCAAGAACAGACUGCAACUAGCAACAGCAUUCUCUUGUCACUUGCUCAAGAGAUAUGCAAGCUCAACGAAAAAUCACCAACAUCUUCGACGAUACCGGGAGGUGGCGAUAUCUCUCACAAACGGCGUCGAAUCAGUAGUGAUGUUGGACAUCAGCACGUUCAUGGUCACCAUGUCCCGCCUCUGCCCGAUGAAAGCGUCUUGGAACAGGUCAUCAGUGCCUACUUCACCCACAUACAUCCGUGGAUCCCUAUGAUCCAUGAGGCUCGAUUUCGUACAAGGAUCCGAGAUGAUAUGGGAAAAGGCAGUUUGCAUUUGGUUUUGCAGGCAAUGGUUCUAGUUGCAUCACGAUAUGUCUCGACCAAGGCUAUUGCUGAUUUGGCUAUGACGUUCGCCGGGGACCAAGAAGACCUCAGGGACUGGGUUGUAGCCAAAGCUACGAAAAGCAUGUCGGUUGAGAACCUGCAAGCACUUAUUAUUAUCUGCUUCAACGAUGCAACAUCCCAGGCAUGGUCACUCGUCGGGGCCUUGACCCGAAUUGUCGAAUACCUACAAUUGACAAUCGAGGACGACGAAGUUGACCGACCCUCCUUCUCACAGCCUUACAUAUCCUUGCCUUCCUCACAAGGUUGGACCGAGUCUGAAGAGCGAAGGAGAGUGUUUUGGUGUGUCUUCAACUUGGACCGUUUCUGCUCUGUGACAACGGGUUGGAACACUAGCCUCACCUCAGACGAUGUCAAUCGUCGUCUUCCAUGCGAUGGGAUAACCUGGAGAAAGGAGGAUCCCGUUUCUACACCCUACUUUGGUAUCUGGGAUAAAUCUGCCGGACGCAUCGGAAACCCCAUUGCGUUCCUCCCCGCGCAUCCAAUCCCGCCGCAAGCUGGUGCAGACGAUGAUGGGCGCACCCCAUCUGAAGCAGGAACAUCACCAGGAGCAGUAUCUGCCGUGGACAUGUCAACCGUGGGUGCCUUUGCCUACUGCAUCGAGGCUACGGAGUCCUUAAGCAGAGUUACGAGCUAUUUCCUCCAACAGAGGGUCAACACCAAGGAUCAGAAGGACCUCAGCAGCUGGUUGACACGGUUUAAAGAGCUUGAUGUCCGCUUGGUGCACUGGAAGAUGCUACUCCCGAGGAAGUGGAAGGUCAACAUCACGCAGCAAUCGUCCAGGAUGGAUCCGAAUUUGACCCUGGCUCAUGUCACACACAACGCAUCCAUGAUUCUACUUCACCAGCCCAUUGCCUUUCCUCCACUAAAUUGGCCGUUCCGGACCAGAUUGCCGAGUCUCUGCAGCGUCGAUACAUGCCAGGCGGCCGCGGUCGAGAUUGCCACUAUCACGGAUCAUUAUCUCAACAACCUAGCCGAGAUGGGCCCUCUCAAUAAUCAGUUCGCCUUUUGCGUGUAUAUCGCUGCAAGAGUGCUACUUCUACAUUGGCGUUAUAGCUCGAUCGAUUGCCUGACACCCGAAUUCUGGUUGCUGAUCCAGAGCUUAGAGGCCAUGUCAAAACGAUGGGCGGGACUUGUUGGUUCUCGAGAGAAUCUGGCUUCUAAAUAUUGUGCGACUCUUGUUCAACUACAUGCUCAGUGCACCCAGGAUGAAUCAUUCGCCAUCAGUAUUCCAGCAUAUACGACUGAGGUAAAGCAUUCAAGGGCAUCUCUCAAGGCCCCAUCUCAAGGCCCAAAUGGGGAUCCAUGGUUACGGAAUGAGCCUCCAAACGUUCCGAGUCCGCAGUUACGAACCUCUUAUGGCGCUACAGAGCCAAGAUCUCAGUAUACACCGGUCAACAUAUCUUCCAAUGCUUACUCUAUAAGCCAUUCUACAGAGCCAUAUAGCGGCAGUUCAGGCGGCGGCGGGGAGCUAGGGAUGAUAUCACAGAUGCUGUUUGAUGCACAAUAUGCCGACAUGGACCGGGUGAUUAGCUUCGACGACGGCAUGUUUGAAGGGGGUGGUGAC